Camellia sinensis is the source of this 848-nucleotide messenger RNA. The record is from RefSeq and is a predicted model, not a curated record. NCBI's taxonomy places the organism in Eukaryota, Viridiplantae, Streptophyta, Magnoliopsida, Ericales, Theaceae.
UAACAAUUUUGAAUAUAUUGAUGGAUAGGAGUUGUUUUUUAUUGGGAUAUAUUUACAUAUACAUGUAUAACACAAACCCGAUUAUACAUUUUAAGAUUUUGUGAAACUAAUUGUAAUACAUUGGUUUAUUCUCCGUUCCUUAUUUUUAGAGCUUCCACAAUUGAGAAGUGUGACGUCCAUGGAGCUGGGUUGUGAUGCCCGUGGCUAUUCUCGCGCUAGAAAUGAAACGGCAAUUUGGUACUGUGUUAUUCUAGCAGGAAGAUCAAGCCCAGAACUCAACAAAAUGUGUGCAACUCUGCGCAGGAUCCAAGAAGCACUGUCCACAGUUGAUAACGAUCAACCGUCGUCGCUAGCGGCUGUUGCACUGAAGGAAAAGUGGUUGACAUUUACCUGGCUUGAUGGGGAAGCCCAACAACGAUAUUGUUUUUUCCACACUCAAACAGAGAAUAGCUAUGAAACAUGUGAACCUAGGAGGGAUAUAACAGAUAUACCACAGCUAAUUAUUGUAUGUUACAAAAGGAAUGCCACAGAAGAUAGUAUUAAAAUUGUGGAAAAAAGGCCAAAAAACAUGUUGGAGGCAUUUCUGAAUGACGAUGUGGAUCUUGCAUCACAACUUGUUGCGAGGUACAAUAGUUCUGAAGAAAGUUCAGAGGUGUGGCCUUUUAUCUGUUGUGAGAUGGAUUUUACUACACGGUUUAAUUAUUGAGAUAUAUUUCACUCUGUAUUGAGCAAUUAACGCAAAUGCAAGAUUCUUUGUGAUUUAGUGUACCUUUUCACGUUGAGUUGUUUCUAUUUAUUUGGUUGGCAGAUCAUCAAGUGGAUCUCUCAAACAAUCGAAGAUGGUGACU